CGGAAGUGGCGGCGGACGGGUUGGCGGCGCGCGGGAGGGAGGGAGAGAGGAGAGGAGAGGGGAUGGAGGGGGUCGCGGCGGAGGGCGAUGUGGAGGCCGACGGCCAGGAACUGUCAGCCACCAUCGCCUACGUGGUGAAGAAACUGAAGUCGUCGCAACUGCACUCGGAGCUGGAGAGGGAGGCCCGGACUAGUCUUCAUAAAUCAGAGAUUCGAAUUGACACUCUCAAGGAAGAUCUGAAGGUAUUCUUGCAGAAAUCAGGUUGGGAGAAAAAGCUGCAGAAUGCUGUUUACCGUGAGCUCAAUGUCCUUCCCCCACCUUCUCAUCCGUCUGCCCCAAUUGAGCACAUUAAGGAAGCAUUGGCAUACAUGAGGCGAGCACAGGUCUAUUGGGAGAAACGUGUUCUGAAAAGUUUGAAUAGUAUGUGCACAGAGCUGAAUAUCCCUCUAGCACAAAAGCGAUCCUUAGACGACCAGAAAGAACUUUUGAACAAAUGGAAUGAGAUGGGCACUGAUGAACCAGAUCUGAGCCAAUUCCGACCAGUUUAUGCUCCUAAAGAUUUUUUAGAGGUGCUGAUUAAUCUUCGUAAUCCAAAUUAUGAUAUUGGUGAUCAAAAUGGAUUGUGCAGUAACUGGGGUUUAAUCAACAUUCCUUUGCCAGUAAAAGGCCUUCCUGAGCUGAGGGAACUGUUUGCUGAACUUGGUUUAAACUAUGGACAGCUUGGCAUAGAUGACUCAAUACAGAUCCCCACUGAUUUGUUUGAAAGUGACCACGUACGUCUUGGGCAAAAAGUUUUGUCUGAACAAGACAGUGCUGCAGCUCAACAGUACAUUCGCCAAGGCUGCCCAACAGGCCUGCGUGCUGACACGUGGGCUCUCAUUUUAAACAUCAGCAAUCAAAUGGAGGAUUCUUUAUAUUAUGACCAGCUGAAAUCAAACGUGAUUCAACACGACCUUUUGGUUGACAGUCUCAUCUACAAGGAUGUGAAGCUGACAGCAAGUAAUGAUGAUUACUAUUUUGUGUUUGAAGAUUACUUGUAUCAGGUUCUACUUUGCUUUUCUCGAGAUACAAUGGUUCUUGAUCAUUUCAGCUACAGCAGCGCUUCUCCACCUAGGUCAUAUAUUCGAGGAAAACUUGGACUUGAAGAUUAUGCUGUGGUCUACCCACCGAAUGGGGUGAUUCCUUUCCAUGGCUUUGCAAUGUACGUUGCUCCACUCUGUUUUCUCUACCAUGAACCCUCCAAACUUUACCAAGUGUUCCGCGAGAUGUAUGUGCGAUAUUUCUUCAGGCUUCAUUCCAUUUCAUCCCAUCCCUCGGGAAUUGUAUCACUUUGUCUCCUGUUUGAGACUCUCGUUCAGACUUACCUCCCUCAACUCUUUUAUCGUCUACGUGAAAUUGGAGCUCAACCGCUUCGAAUAUCAUUUAAAUGGAUGGUGAGGGCAUUCUCAGGCUACCUAGCAACUGAUCAGCUCUUGUUUCUUUGGGACAGAAUUCUGGGGUACAAUUCGCUGGAGAUUCUUGCUGUGCUGGCAGCUGCUGUAUUUGCCUUCAGAGCAGAGAACCUCAUGGAAGCGACAUCACUUGCUGCAGCUGAAGCUGUACUUGCUGAUCUUUCCACACUAAAGGUUAUGCCUCUUCUACAGCUCUUCCUCUUUGCUACUGUUCCUUGAAGCAAUACCUACAGAGGUUAGAAGUCCAGACAUAAUCAUCUCACCAAUCCUUUUGUCUUCAUACCACAGUCUGAUGAUGAACCUGCAUGAGAAAGUGAAUGAAAAUAUGUGCAUGUAGAUCAUGGACUACUUUCUAUUUUAAAAAGAUGACAGUUCAAAGUUAAUAAGUCAAAUAUAAUGACCCUUGUAUACUUUGAAACAGCACAUGUAAAUACUUGGUGUAUAAUUUGCCCGAAAAAAAUAAAUUAAAGCUCUUUCUCCUGA
Callorhinchus milii (elephant shark) is the source of this 1934-nucleotide messenger RNA. RefSeq names its product TBC1 domain family, member 19 (gene tbc1d19). The record is from RefSeq and is a predicted model, not a curated record. Lineage: Eukaryota; Metazoa; Chordata; Chondrichthyes; Chimaeriformes; Callorhinchidae. The transcript is spliced from 21 exons. The coding region runs from base 63 to 1670 and encodes 535 amino acids.